Molecule: messenger RNA, 5439 nt
Organism: Gambusia affinis (western mosquitofish)
Lineage: Eukaryota; Metazoa; Chordata; Actinopteri; Cyprinodontiformes; Poeciliidae
Gene: wscd1b
Product: WSC domain containing 1b
Exons: 10
Coding region: 3206-4927 (573 amino acids)
Molecular function (GO): sulfotransferase activity
Source: RefSeq, a predicted model, not a curated record
CUCUGAAUUCCAUAUGAAGAGCCGCAAAGCGAGUGAGAAAUAAGAAUUUAGGCUGCACUCAGAGCCUGGAAGAUCACGUAAGAAAGGUGGGUCAGAGCCCGACCAGGAGAGAGACCAGGGCAGUGACUGCAGCUUGGACGGAGCCGGGAGAGACUCCGAGUUGAGCUGUGUGUCAGUACAAAGCGGCGGCGGAGGAGGAGUUUCAAUGGAAACUUUCUCAAAAAAGAAACGUGAAGAAAAGGAAUCUGUCAGCAGAGGCAGAGUGAGUCCAAACGUGAGUCCAGAGGAGGCGAGUUUCUUGUUGUCAGCACUAACAAUGGUGCACUUAUGUGACAGCAGAGCUGAGGAAAAGAGAAGCAGUGGUGGCACUGCAGCCCAGGGGAACGACAGCAGAGAUCCCACGUACACCCUCGGCUUGAAAUGAAUAUAAUUUGGCUCUGCGAGGAGCUGCUUUGGGACAACGCUCUCCAAGUCCAUUGAGCUUCCUCUUCAGAUAACAACUCACCGUUUCAGGAGGCAGAGCGCUGCCGCAGAACAGAGGAGGAGAAGGAAUACAGGACGGAGGAGUCAGUGAGGUGGCUGUGCUGCAGACAGACAACAGCAAGUGUUUCUGUCUUGUCAGAGGUGAUCAAUGUCUGUGAGCUGGCACGGAAAGGCAGAGAGAGAGAGAGAGAGAGAGAAGGCUGGAGCUCUAUUGUCUAGACUGCAGAGUGACAGCUCAGGCCUCCUGCCUGAGCAAAAAGGGUCUGAGCGCCGGCCGAUCUGAAGGGCUGAAUAGGGUUAAAUUGACUGCGACACAGGGGACAGAUGGCCCUGUCCUCUGGAGAAGCCGGCAUGGGGUAGAGAGGAGAGACACAUGAGGAAAAUAUAAUAGGGGGGAGAAAAAGAAAAGGAAAAAAAAAAACAACUAGGCACACUGUUGGGGAUUUUGCUUCAUCCUUUUCCAAUGAACUCCUGCAGAUAAGCUCCUCUUGCAGCUGUUCAUGCAAAGAGGUCGAGUUAGAAAAGGUUGCAACUCCACAGCGUAACCACAGGGCAAAAUGUCAAGCUCCAGCAGUAUGAAGGCUGAUUGGAAUAAUAACAGUGUCGGUACGCUCGGCGUGGGAGGCCGUGUCGCUCCUCGUACGCCGGAUGUGCAGCAAGCCCUGAGCCCGGCUGACACUCACCAGGGGUUACAGCGAGGUAACAGUUUACUCCAGCUCACGCCCACUGGGCAACAUAACCAACCCAGACAGGCUUACACAAUGCACUGUGGUUAUGAGGCAAGGUAAUGGCAUUUCAGUCACUGCAGGACAUUUCUGUUUGCUCUACCUCCAGGUUGUUUCUCAAGCUUGAAAACCAGAGCCUUUUUCAGCAAUUUUUUUUUCUACUAACAAAAAGUAGUGGAGCAUAACUCCCCAGUGUAUUUACAGCAACAGUUCCAGUGCCUGUUCUUGGUAUUUUGUGUGGUAAUCUGACACCAAGUAGUGCGUAAUGAUAAAAUGGUGGAAGGAUAAAGACACAUUGCUUUCAAAAAUAAUAUAAGAAAAUUUAAAAACCCGUGGCAUCUACUUGCAGUCAGCCUCUCUCUCAUGCCUCUUUCUGAGUUACCUCUGCAGUCAUAGGCUAUCUCUGUAGCUAAAGGCUACAGGUGUCUUUGUAGUUAUCUCUAUAGGCCACAGAGAUAGCUAACCGACCCCACUCUUCUUCUACUGCCCUCCAAUUUGCAUUAUUUGCUGUUGAGUAUGUUCUCUCCGAGUGCUUUUCUUCAUAGAAGCUGUAUCUGCUAUUGAACCAUAAUUUGAUUCAGGUUUGAUGAACCAGCAAAGAACUAAAACCUGCAGGACUGACAUUAGACUAUUGCUCUAACACACUAGAGCUCUAAUGUUCCCCACAAUUCAUUCUACUUGACAUCCAUCCUCCCUCUAAUCAACGUUUCAGUCUGCCACCGCCUUGUUUCACGUUCAUAACGUUGGUCUAUCACAUACAUUUCCAACAAAUUAUACCUUUGUAUGUCUUUGGUUGCAAUGUGACAAAUGUAAAAAGUUUCCACGGCAUCAAUGUUUCUUAAAGGUACAGUACACAAAAUGAAACUAGCUAAUAGAUCCGUAAAGAUGGUAGAUUUCCCGAACGUCAAUCUCCUCAGGAAAAUCUCACUAGCUGUUCGGGUACAAGGUGUAUUUAAAUGAAAUCACAUUUUAAAGAAAAUUCCCAGCAUAAUUCAUGUGGUUCUAAUGAUUGUUGUAAAGAUUUCCCAUGAUUCUGUGGAACAUCUCUAAUUUUUAUAAUUGUAGCCUAUAGUAUGGUUGGACUUGAACGUCGCCGACGCCUGUGAGUGUAUCAGUAGGAGACCUGUCUGUUGGGCAGGCGGCAGGUAGACGGUUCGCUGAUCUUGGUGCUGAAACACGCUUCGAACUCAACGCGGACGUCACGCAUAAUAAUAACUCGCGGAAAAUUUAUGAAGCGCAUUAAGUGAAGACGACCAUAUAUGAUCAUAGGCCAUGAAUCAGGCGACCAGUCAAACGACAAAAAAUAAAAUAAAUAAAUAAAAUAAAAACUUUAUUUGCAGGAAUAAAGAGGGUUCACGGUAGAGCUGCAGUGCAGGAUGCUGGACUCGGUUCUCCUGUCUGCACAGUGGAGGAGCUGUGACGCGUUUACAUCACCAAUGUAAAUGAGCCUGAGCUCCAACCCCCACCCCCCUCCUCCUGUUCCUCUUCCUCCUCCUCCCCAUCGCCUCCUCUUCCUCCACAGCAGACACACAAAACACACGCACACACACUCUCGCAUUCUGCCUGCCGCGGCAGCCUUUUCAGGGCGACAGAGAGCAGCGCUGGCUCGUCCGCUCUCAGAGUCCCUGUGUGUUUGUGUGUGUGUGUGUGAGAGAGAGAGAGAGAGAGAGAGAGAGAGAGAGAGAGAGAGAUGGAGACCUUGCAUAACAGCGGCUGUGGGAAAUACUAAACAGCCCAGCGGACCUUCACAUGCAGGACAACAAAGCCGUGCGAGAGGAGCGAUCGGAAGGAUCUUUCUGUAUUCAUAAAUCCCACCUUUUUUUAUUUCAACACAUCCAUGCUCCCACUGCUGCUGCUGCUGCUGUUGGCAACAACAUGGACCAACAUAGACACACAAGCUCCAACUCUCUGCAAAAUUUUGGAGUCCUCCUCCGGAUCUUCUCGGUCAACCAUUUAAUGGCCUUUGACUGAAGUGGGAGGCAGUGAACUGAGCAGGUAUGGCGGUGCCCCUCAGCAAGCUGCACUGCCUCUUGAAGAGAGCCCAGAUGCUGCUGCUCUGCCUGGGCAUCGCCUACCUGAUGGCAGGCAGCAUCCUCCUCCUGCAGCGCUCCACCAUCCGGGCGGCUCAGCCCAACCCCCCCAGCCUUCCACCCCUGCUGUCUCUCGUCGCGCCUCCCGCUGCCCUCGGGACGGCGGGCAUGGGCAUGAGAGCGCGUUCCAGAUGGGCCGCCAUUCAGGCCGUGUCCAGCGGGGGAGUCAAAGCGUCGCGAAGCUGGUCCGGCUCCCGCGGGCUGGGGGUCCAACACUUCCACCGCCGCUGGUUUCACAGUCUGCUGCCAGAGAGUCCGGAGCAGAAAGUGUCUCAGCACAGGAGCAGCAGACACAAAGGAACCUACAUGGGCUGCUUCCUGCAUAACGCCAGCGAUCGAGCCCUGGGCGGAACCAUGCUUUAUGACCUGCGCAAAAUGACCAGCUCCCUGUGUCAGGACACCUGCUCGGAAAGUGGAUACCAGUUUGCAGGCCUGGAAUACGGCGCUGAAUGUCACUGUGGGAACCGGAUCAGCAGCCUGCAGGCUCCAGAGGAGGACUGCAGCCUGGUGUGCCGGGGCGAGAGGGGGUCUCCCUGUGGCGGCGUGGGCCGUCUUUCCAUUUACAAGGUGGAGGAGCAGCUGCCAGGUCACAGAAAAUUCAGAAACGUUCACCACCGCGGCUGCUUCAAGCUGACGAACGGCACCGUCGGCGCCUUCCCGAUCCACUCCGUUCAGCCCAACCUCACCACUCAGUCCUGCAUCGAGACGUGCACCGAUAAGGAGCUCCCCCUGGCUGUGUUGAAGAGACCCCACUGUUUCUGCACCUGGACAUCGUCUCUCUUCAACAUCAACCAACAGGCGGACAAGCAGCGAUGCGCCGACAGCAGCGUCCCAAACCGCACGGCAACAUCCGGGUCCACGGCCCCGCCAGAGAGCGGCCACUACCAGGUGUAUCACACUCCCGUCCUCGACUCCAGGUGCAAAGAGAGAAUGUUUCUGCCUCAGAGAUCCUCCUCCCUGGUGGCGCUCUCCAGUUUUCCGGGCGCAGGCAACACCUGGGUCCGACACCUGAUUGAACUCGUGACCGGCUACUACACCGGCAGCUUCUACUUCGACGGCAGUCUCUACAACAGAGGCUUCAAAGGGGAGAAGGAUUACUGGAAGAGCGGCCGCAGCAUCUGUGUGAAGACGCACGAAAGUGGCCAGAAAGAAAUCGAGAUGUUCGAUUCUGCCAUCUUGCUGAUUCGAAACCCUUAUCGCUCUCUAAUAGCUGAAUUCAACCGCAAGUGUGCCGGACAUCUGGGCCACGCCACCGAGGCGCAGUGGGACAGCAAAGAGUGGCCAGAAUUUGUCUCCAGCUACGCCCCCUGGUGGGCCUCCCACGCUCUGAGCUGGCUGAAGUUUGGACAGCGCCUCCUGGUGGUGCACUACGAGGAGCUGCAGAGAGCCCUGUUCCCCCAGCUGCGACUGGUUGCUGCUUUCCUAAAUGUCUCCAUCACCGAGGAGAGGCUGCUGUGCGCGCAGAGCAACCAGGACGGCCACUUCAAGCGUCCCGGGGCCCAGCGGACCUCCUUUGACCCGUUCACUCCUGACAUGAGGCGCAUGAUUGACUCCUUCAUUCUCACGGUUGACCAGGCGCUUCAGAGCAGGAACUUUAGUGGUCUUCCACAGGAGUACCUCCCCAGAUGAUGGUGGGUAGACUCUGAAAUGACUGAGUCACCCUUGGUCUGAAGAGACGAAGGUUUGCAGCUCGUGCUCAGCAGGAAGCAGGACUGGAUCGGCUGAUAAAAGUGGACCGAGUGACUCUUUGACAAGCCGGGUCACAAAACGAAACGAACAAAAACCAUGACAGCUCACUGAGAAAUCCAACGGAGAGUAGUUGUUGAAAAGUACAAGGCCUUGACCUUUUCACUCGAGAGAAGAUUCGACAUGAACUGUGGACCUGAAGAAGGGUCAGGGUAAGCAGAGUACCCCACUGCCAGCCUAUGGAUGUGCUCAUCCAGGUUCAGCCCACAUCCCCGCGUUCGCCAGCAUAUCCAGAUAUACUAACACACAGAGGAGAAAGACUGAAUUUCCAGACAGAGGAAAAGGCCUCAGAAAUGUCACAUGUGAUUGUACGGACUCUGUGGGAGACGAGAUCGGCCGAUCACAAACUGUGAAUUUCUAUGGAGAUUUGAUGUCAUUAAAGAUUUGAAGCGAGA